AUGUUGGCGAUCCAUGCCUGCGUGCUGCUGCUUGUCAGCGCCUGGACAGGUCUCGGCCAAGCACUACGAUACGAGGACACCCACGCAGACUGGAAUCUGAACCAGAAUGACUCUGCCACGGAUCCUCUCGACUACUGGGGCGAAUGGACUGGCCACAGCUACACACCGUCUCCAGACAACUGGCGAUUUCCCUACUACACUCUGUCUCCGGACCGAUUUGCCAAUGGGGACCCGACCAAUGACGAGGCCAAUGGCACCAUGUUCGAGCACGACUGGAUGAGCAACCAGUUUCGGUUCGGAGGUGACGUCCGCGGACUGAUGAACGAGCUGGAUUACAUCCAGGGCAUGGGCAUCAAGGCCAUCUACUUGAUGGGAAGUCCAUUCAUCAACCAACCUUGGAUGGCUGACGGUUACAGUCCUCUCGAUUUUACCCUCCUCGACCACCACCACGGUGUGAUUGAUGACUGGAGACAGCUUAUCGAUGCAAUUCACGACCGCGGCAUGUAUGUCCUGUUGGACAAUACCAUGAGCACCAUGGGCGAUCUUCUGGCCUUCUCGGGCCACCUCAACGUCACGGCGCCCUUCAACUGGAACGAGUAUGACUACACAUGGAAGUACCCGGAACGCAGGUACCACGACUUUCAACCUGGAAACGCAGUCAAUGAGUCGUGCGAAUACCCCAGAUUCUGGGGCGACGAUGGAUACCUGCAGACGUAUUCCGACGCCAGUGGCUGCCGCAUAAGUGAGUUCAGUUCGUACGGCGACCUGGAGAAUACCGGCCACUUCUCUGUUUACCAGAACCAGCUGUCCAAGUACGGUUCGGUCCAGGACCGACUCCGAGCGUGGCGUGGCGACGUCCUGGAUAAGAUCAAGCACUUCUCGUGUAUGCAAAUUUCCAUGCUGGACAUUGACGGGUUUCGCAUGGACAAGGCUCUGCAAAACACCGUCGACUCCCUGGCUGAGUUCUCAGCAUACCAGCGGGAAUGUGCUCGACGCUACAACAAGGAAAACUUCUACAUAAUAGGAGAGGUAGUGGGAACCGAUCAGCAGGCAGCCAUAUACUAUGGAAGGGGCAUGCAACCCAACCAAUACUUCAUGAACUCGACCGUGUCGGCCCUGUCCUCCAACACGACGGACGACACCACCUAUGUCAGAGACUUUGGCCUGAGUGGUCUCGAUGGGGCUGGCUUCCAUUACACCGUCUAUGGUGCGCUCACCCGACUUUUAGGGCUGGACGGAAACAUUGGUGAAAAUGGCGUGAACUUUGUAGAGCUCUGGAGAAAUAUUGUCCUGCAAAACGACCUCGUCAACUCCAACACGGGCGAGUUCGACCCGCGCCACCAAUUUGGCACUUCGGACCAGGACGUGUUCCGCUGGCCAGCUCUAGAGAACGGAACGCAGCGCCAGCUCCUGGCCCACUUCAUCACCACGCUCGAGAUGCCCGGAUCGCCGGCUCUCUUCUGGGGCGAAGAGCAGAGCUUCUACAUUCUAGACUCUACUGCCGAAAAUUUCGUUUACGGGCGUCAACCAAUGAGCUCUAGUAGGGGGUGGCAGAUACAUGGAUGCUACCAGAUCAGUGAUGCAACCUACACCGACUUCCCCCUGGGCCCCGCACGCCACGGCUGUAACGAUGACAAUGUCAGUCUAGACCAUAAGGACCCCUCACACCCCGUCCGCAACGUCCUGAAAAGGAUGUACGAGCUGCGAUUGCAGUACCCGACACUCAAUGAUGGCUGGUAUCUCGAGAUGUUGUCCAACCAGACACGCGACAUUUACUUGCCUGGUAGUGACGGCCUCCCUUCACCUACGGGAAUUGUGAGCGUGUACCGCGCGGGCCUUGCUGGAGUGCAGGAUCUCGACGGCGUGGGCCAGGGCAACCAGGGAAUCUGGCUUGUCUACAGCAACGAGAACCAGACCAAGGAGUUCGAGUUUGACUGCGCAAACGCCACGGCGGCCAUGGUAUCUCCUUUUCUUGCCAACACUGUGGUUAAGAAUCUGCUCUACCCCUAUGACGAGCACGUAUUGGAGAACUCUUCGGUUGCAUUCGACCGUGACGGGUCCACGGGCUUUGCUGGGUGUCUCUCCAACAUGACCAUGGACGCAUGGGGUUUCAAGGCGUUUGUACCCAUAGACAACUACAUGGCGCCUUCGCCUUCCAUCACCAGUGUUGUGCCGUCGCAUGAUCAGAGGAUACUGGCCAGUGUCGAGCUCGGACAGCAGCAGACGAUCCCCAUAGAAAUCCACUUCUCCAUGGCCAUGGACUGCAGCUCCGUCACUGACACUCUCGUCAUCAACUCGACGACGCUGGAUGGCAACACCGCCAGCAUAGAUGGCUCAUCCGUUGUUUGCACGGCCAUUGAGAAUGACACGCCCGAGUUUGUGGCGAACCUCGAGAACGUGUCGCACGGCAUCCACACCUUUUCUGUUAAGAAUGCAUCCACGGGAAAUGGGACUUACACCAAUGCCGUUGAUCGUUUCAUGUUCCGUCUUGGAGAUAGCGACAACCCCAUGGUUUUCCCUGGGUCGGCCAACUACACUAGCGGCCUGCUCCACCUCAAUGAGUCGACCAACAACUUAUACAUCUCUCCCCGGGCUGCUGGAUCGACUUUCAGCUCCUGGGAGUGGACUGGUACUUCGAAGCAGGAGUGGACAGGGGAGCACGUCAUAGUGCAGUACUGGAGUGCUAUGGCUGCCAGCGCCGAGCAUCUACAACACGCCGAUCUAGACUCCAACACAGCCCGCCGCUGGCCUCAUGCCUUUGUGCUGGGCACCUGGAAUACGUGGGGUUACGACGACGGUCUCGACAGCGCCAUGUCGCUGAAAUCUAAUGGCACGUGGACAUUCAACCUCGCGACCGAAUGGCCCAGUAAGACCACCAUCAACGUGUGGGGAGUGGAUCCCGACGGGUUGCCCGACAAGGCCAUGGAGUUUGGCGACGUUGACGGCGACCAUGUCCUCGACUGGCUGCACCCCGACACUCUCUCGGACAACGUCGUCAACAUUUUGGUUGGUCCAGACAUGCCCUACACGGCCUGGAAACUUGUUGUCAACGACGGGAACUACACGUACUACCUCGAGCCGACCGGAUCCGCCUAUCAUCAGCUCGCCCUCUCGAUCCUUCUGGGCGUGGUACCUGUGCUAACGGGUUUCCUGGCCGUGUGGGCUUUCAAAAAGUCCUUUUACCACGUGAAGUUCAACCAGGUCGGCAUUGCAGACAAGACAGGUAUCUUGAACACGCUGUCACUGGUCCCCGCCUAUAUCGCAGGCGCCAUUAAGCAUAAAAAGGGCAAAUCUAUAGCUCUCGCUUCCCAAUUCCGCCGCACCGUCCUCAUCGCCACCAUGGAGUAUGAGAUCGAGGACUGGAAGAUCAAGGUCAAGAUCGGUGGCCUGGGCGUCAUGGCCUCUUUGAUGGGCAAGGCGCUGGGCCACCAGGAUCUCAUCUGGGUUGUGCCUUGCAUUGGCGGCAUCGACUACCCCACCGACACACCGGCAGCGCCUAUGGUCGUGACCAUCAACGAGACUGAGUACACCAUCAACGUGCAGUACCAUUACCUGCGCAACAUUACCUUCGUGCUCUUGGAUGCUCCCGUAUUUCGCCAGCAGACUAAGGAUGACCCUUAUCCGGCGAGAAUGGACGAUCUCGACAGUGCUGUCUACUAUUCGGCAUGGAACGCCUGUAUCGCCGAGGCCAUUAAACGUUUCCCUCAGGUGGACCUCUACCACAUCAACGAUUACCACGGUGCUAUUGCGCCCCUGUACCUCCUUCCGAAGACGAUCCCGGUUUCCCUGUCGCUGCACAAUGCAGAGUUUCAGGGGCUAUGGUCGCUCCGCUCCAAGCGCGAGAUGCGCGAGAUCACGUCGGUCUUCAACCUCAGCAAGGAGGUGGUCAAGAAAUACGUCCAGUUCGGUGAGGUGUUCAACCUCUUGCACGCCGGCGCUAGUUACCUCCGAUUGCACCAAAAGGGCUUCGGUGCGGUGGGCGUUUCUAACAAGUAUGGGACAAGAGCCCUGAAGCGGUAUCCCAUCUUCUGGGGCCUGUCCAAUAUUGGAGCCCUCCCGAACCCGGAUCCGUCCGACAAUGAAGCCUGGGAUGAGAAACGGCCCGAUCCGAAUAAUGUCGUGAUUGAUAUCGAGGCCGAGGCUGCCAGGGGGCAAUUGCGGUGCAAGGCCCAAGAAUGGGCUGGGCUCAAGGUGGACCCCGACGCUGAGCUGUUUGUAUUUGUUGGCCGCUGGUCAGAGCAGAAAGGUGUUGACCUGAUUGCCGAUGUCUUUCCUGCUCUCCUCGACAGGCACAAGGACGUCCAACUCAUCUGCGUCGGCCCUGUCAUCGACCUCUACGGAAAGUUCGCCGCACUUAAACUGCAAAAGAUGAUGGAUCGCUAUCCGGGCCGCGUCUUCUCCAAGCCGCAGUUCACUGCGCUCCCGCCCUUUUUAUUUAGCGGUGCCGAGUUCGCUCUCAUCCCCUCACGCGAUGAACCUUUCGGACUGGUCGCCGUCGAAUUCGGCCGAAAAGGAGCCCUCGGUGUAGGCAGUAGAGUUGGCGGCCUAGGACAAAUGCCCGGAUGGUGGUUUACAAUCGAAUCAACGGCAACAAAGCAUCUGCUCCGGCAGUUCAAGUCGGCCAUUGAGGACGCCAUGGCGUCGUCGCGGGAGACUCGCGCACUGAUGCGAGCUCGUUCUUCACUCCAGCGGUUCCCCGUGGCACAGUGGGUGAAAGACUUGGAAAUUCUCCAGAGCACGUCGAUUCACAUGCAUGGAAGUGUGGCUCGCGGCUCGACCAUAUCUCUGCUUUUACCGCCCCCCACCGGUGUCCGCGAGGUUAUCCCCCCCGUGCCACCUCUACCACCUAGUCUACCUUCAACAGCAUACCCAAGUCGAGCUCCGAGCCCGGUACGUGGUGGCAGCAAGUCACCCACGUCGUGCGACUCAUCAGGCGCCUCGGCGCCAACGCACAAACGCUCCAAGGUUAACACGGGCCUGAGUGUGCUCACUCCUCGACUUCACACCCUCGCCCAACUCGAACGGCGCACCGACGAUGAUGCCCCUCCUCUGCCCGGAAGUGCGUACAUCAUGAACAGUCCCGGCCCUCUUUCCGCAUCUACCUAUGCGAUGCACAGUCCCGGCCCCCUAUCCGGUUCCGACACGGAAGAUUGUUCACCGCAAAACUUCCUCUCUCCUGGCCUAAAUAAUAAAGAGAGUGCCUCGAAUCUGUCUGUUGACGUGGUCGCCGGCGGCCGCAAUGACUUUGAACUCCAAAACGUGGAUCCCUUCUUCAACGACCCUACUGGGCGGUAUUACGACACGUUUGCGAAACAGCUCGAUGCCCACGACGGUAGUUUGUCUCAUGACAAGCUGUGUGUCGAGGAGUACCUGCUCAAGAGCGAGAAGGACUGGUUCGGCCGCUUCUACAAUGCCAAGCUAGGCAAGUCCACCACCAAAGUUAACAGGGGUUCCGUUACAUCGGUCGAGAGCGCCGACAUUCACGUUAUCGGUGAAGCCGAUGAGUUCCAACUGAGCGACAAGUACAAGCCUCCUAAGGGAGCCGGUCGCUUUCUCCAGGCCAAGGUCGGGGAUUGGCCCGUCUAUGCUUUCUUUAUCGCAUUUGGCCAAAUUAUUGCCGCCAACUCGUAUCAAAUCACCCUCCUCACGGGCCAGAACGGCGAGAGCGCCGACCGCCUCUACACCGUCUCGUCCAUUUUCCUCGCUGCCUCCAUCGCCUGGUGGUUCCUCUUCCGACACGUGAAGUCCGUCUACACGCUAUCGCUGCCAUUCGUCUUCUAUGGCGUCGCAUUCUUCCUGCUGGGGAUGACCCCUUACGCGGCGUCGACACUGGCCACUACAUGGGUACAAAAUGUGGCUACGGGUUUCUACGCGGUUGGAUCUGCAAGCGGCUUCUUGUUCUUCACCAUGAACUUCUUGAGUGAAGGCGGCACACCAGUCCGAUCCUGGGUCUUCCGGGCUUGUAUCAUUCAAGGCACUCAGCAACUCUACCUCGCCGCUCUGUGGUACUGGGGCUCCUACGUGUCGUCCCUGCACAACUCGGGCAUAACCACCACCAUCUCGCCUACCACCGUGACCGCCAUUGCCGUGCCCGUGGCCGUCCUCAUGUGGGCUAUCGGCUUCGUUCUCCUGCUCGGGCUCCCUGAAGCAUACCGCGCCCGCCCUGGCAACGUGCCCGCCUUCUACAUAUCCCUCGUACGCCGCAAGGUUGUCGUCUGGUUCUUCGUGGUCGUCAUCAUUCAGAAUUACUUCCUUUCCGCCCCCUAUGGCCGCAGCUGGACUUACCUUUGGAGCUCGGAUGCCGCGCCCGUCUGGUCCAUUGUACUGCUGGUUAUCUUCUUUUUCGUCAUCGUAUGGGCUUUAGUCCUUGGUGUGUUUGCCCUGCUGUCUGGGGAACACUCUUGGGCCUUGCCCCUUUUCGCCAUAGGGCUCGGCGCCCCUCGCUGGGCCCAGAUGCUCUGGGGAACGUCAGGCAUCGGCAUGUACAUCCCCUGGAUCCCCUUCACUGACGGCACCACCAACCCCGUGGCCGGCGCGCUGCUGGGUCGCGCCCUCUGGUUGUGGCUUGGCGUCCUCGACACCUUGCAGGGUGUUGGUUUCGGCAUGAUUUUAUUGCAAACCCUGACACGUGUGCACAUGAGCUGCGCCAUUGCUGUCGCUCAGGUCUUGGGGUCUAUCUUCACCAUUGCUGCGCGGGCGAGCGCCCCGAACAAGACGGGACCGGGGAGAGUGUUUCCCAAUCUGAGUGUUGAUCUUUUGGAUGGCAUUGUGAACAUCUGGCUUUGGGUCCCCCUUGGGUUCCAACUGGCCGUGUGUGUUGGGUUUUUCGUUUUCUUCAGAAAGGAGCAGUUGUUCAAGCCUUAA
Pseudomassariella vexata is the source of this 6864-nucleotide messenger RNA. RefSeq lists its product as uncharacterized. Gene Ontology annotation, molecular function: alpha-1,3-glucan synthase activity. The record is from RefSeq and is a predicted model, not a curated record. NCBI's taxonomy places the organism in Eukaryota, Fungi, Ascomycota, Sordariomycetes, Amphisphaeriales, Pseudomassariaceae. Gene Ontology annotation, cellular component: fungal-type cell wall. Bases 1 to 6864 code for a protein of 2287 amino acids. Gene Ontology annotation, biological process: fungal-type cell wall (1->3)-alpha-glucan biosynthetic process. The transcript has 9 exons.